Molecule: messenger RNA, 765 nt
Organism: Lodderomyces parapsilosis
Lineage: Eukaryota; Fungi; Ascomycota; Pichiomycetes; Serinales; Debaryomycetaceae
Gene: RHR2
Product: glycerol-1-phosphatase
Exons: 1
Coding region: 1-765 (254 amino acids)
Biological process (GO): response to osmotic stress; glycerol biosynthetic process
Molecular function (GO): sn-glycerol 1-phosphatase activity; beta-phosphoglucomutase activity
Source: RefSeq, a predicted model, not a curated record
AUGACAAGAGAACAACCACCAGCUAUUUUUUACGUCAACGCCGCUUUGUUUGACUGUGACGGUACUUUGGUUAACUCCACCGGUGCCAUUUCUGAAUUCUGGAGAGAAUUUGGAAAGACUAGACCACACUUUGAUCCUGAAGAGGUUAUUAGAACUUCUCAUGGAUGCCGUACAUUUGACGUUAUCAAGAAAUGGUCUCCAGAAGAUGCUAUUGAAGAACAGGUGACGCAAUGGGAAGGUGAAAUCCCUGACUCUUUUGGUCAUCAUGCUAAACCUAUCCCAGGUGCCGUUGAAUUGGUCAAAUCAUUUGAUAAAUACUCCAAAGAAGAAAGUGAUGAUGGAAGACAGAGGUGGGCUAUUGUCACUUCUGGUACUUUGCCAUUGGCUACCAAAUGGUUGAAGUUGUUGACGAUUAAGAAACCAGAUACUUUUAUCACUGCUGAAAAAGUCACCAAGGGUAAGCCACAUCCACAAGGUUAUAUGAAUGCCAGAGAAAACUUGGGUUUUGGUGCCAACCACGCCAAAGUUGUUGUGUUUGAAGAUGCUCCAGCUGGUAUUUCUGCAGGUAAGGAUGCCGGUGCUAUGGUUGUUGGUAUUUGCUCAACUUAUGAUGCUGAAAAAGUGAGAAACUCUGGUGCCAACAUUGUUGUCAAGGAUUUGACCAGUUUCCACAUUGAUUCAUACAACAAGGAAACCGAAGAGUUUAAAGUUGUUGUCGAUGAAUACUAUUAUGCUGAUCCACAAUAUAUUGAAAAUACCGCUUAG